Prunus armeniaca (apricot) is the source of this 330-nucleotide messenger RNA. The record is from the annotation of a GenBank genome assembly. NCBI's taxonomy places the organism in Eukaryota, Viridiplantae, Streptophyta, Magnoliopsida, Rosales, Rosaceae.
AUGGAUCCCACAAAGACACACCGGCGAGCCUUAGGUGCAAAUUUGGAAGAAGAUGUGGUGUUGGUAAGCAUAACAAAGACUCCCAAAGGGCCGAAGAUGAGCAUAUGUGGGACGUUUUUUAUGGAGGAUUUCAUAGGAAGGACACGAGUGGUGAAAAGUGAUGUUAUGUUCAUCAAAGAAGGAAGUCAUAGAUACAAAUUCAGUCCCAUUGUCAGAACGGACAGUUUUGAUAGAAGAAUGAAAGUGAUUGUGAAUAUAGGCAAAGAAAUUCUUGAGAAUGCGUUGUGUGUCAGAUUUGUGAUACAUAAGGUGAAGCCAAGUGUAGCGUGA